UAAAAUCCCCUGUUAGAUGAUAACUAGUACCAGCACCGUGUGCAAUCUUCAAGCAACAGAAAAACGAGGAGAACAAACACCAGCCAAUGCCUUCCUUCACCGUUCCUCCAGUUGUGACGUUCGUGCUGCUGCUCAUCUUGGCCUCUACUGCCACCGCAUGCACCGAGCACGACAAGCAUAGCCUGCUCGGGUUCCUGGCCGAGCUGUCGCGAGAUGGCGGCCUUGCCAUGUCAUGGCGCGACAACGGGACAGACUGCUGCGAGUGGGAAGGCAUCACCUGCAAUGAAGACGGGGCCGUUACUAAGGUCUCCCUAGGAUCUAAAGGACUUGAAGGGCGCAUCUCUCCAUCCCUGGCCGACCUCACUAGCCUGCUACAUGUCAACCUCUCGUACAACUCCUUCUUUGGUGGCCUUCCACGGGAGCUCAUGUCCUCUGGGAGUACCAUCGUCCUCGACGUCAGCUUCAGCCGGCUCAAUGGACCGCUGCCUGAACUGCCGUCUUUGGUUACCACCGACCGGCCUUUGCAGGUACUCAACAUCUCAAGCAACCAGUUGGGCUCAGAAUUUCCAUCAGCCACAUGGAAGAUGAUGAAGAAUUUGAUCGCCCUCAACGCCAGCAAUAAUAGCUUCACUGGGUACAUGCCAUCUUCUCUUUGCAUUGGCUCACCAUCUUUGACUUUGCUUGACCUCUGUUACAACCAAUUGAGUGGUGACAUUCCCACCACACUCGGUGAUUGCUCCAAGCUCAAAGUGCUCAAGGUUGGCCAUAACAACCUAAAUGGGACUCUCCCUGUUGAAAUCUUUCGCGCUACCUUGCUAGAGUACCUUUCCUUCCCCAACAAUGGUUUACAAGGAGAGCUUGAUGGAGCACAGAUGGUCAAACUCAGUAAUCUGCUUACCCUGGACCUUGGAGGGAACAAUUUCAGUGGCAACAUCCCAGAGUCCAUAGGUCAGCUAAGGAGGCUGGAGGAGCUCCAUUUGGGUAAUAAUAACAUGUCUGGGAAGCUGCCAUCAACUCUGAGCAACUGCAAAAAUCUCAAAACCAUUGAUCUGAAGAUCAACAACUUCAAUGGAGAUAUAGGCAAGGUAAACUUUGCCACGCUGCAGAAUCUAAAAAGUUUAGAUCUCAUGAGGAAUAAUCUAAGUGGCGUACUUCCAGAAAGUAUUUACUCAUGCAGCAAUUUGACUGCACUGCGGUUGUCGGUCAACCAUUUCCAUGGUGAGAUCUCCUUGAGAAUAGGCAAUCUGAAGCACCUGUCCUUCCUAUCACUUGUUAGGAACUCCUUCACGAACAUCACAAAAACUUUGCAUGCCCUUAAGAGCUGUAGGAACAUCAGCACCCUGCUUAUUGGCAGAAACUUCAUGAAUGAGGCCAUGCCACAAGAUGAAGUCAUUGACGGCUUCCAGAACCUUCAAUAUCUCUCUGUGCACGACUGUUCGUUGACUGGAAAGAUACCUAUUUGGUUGUCAAAGCUCACAAAUCUGAAGAUACUAGGCGUGUACAGCAAUCAACUCACAGGACCAAUGCCAAGCUGGAUCAACUCUCUAAACCACCUCUUUCAUUUGAAUGUAUCUAACAACAGUCUUACUGGGGAAAUCAUAAUCACCUUGAUGCAGAUGCCAAUGUUUAAAUCAGAUAAGGCUGGCAUCUAUUCGGAACAAGGCCUCCUUGACCUUGGUGUAAUUACUUAUGCUACAGAUCUAUCACCGCUUCAAUACCGCAUAGGCAGUACUUGGCCCAAAGUGUUGAAUCUUGGUAAGAAUAAAUUCACGGGUGUGAUCCCCCAAGAGAUUGGUCAUCUGAAAGCACUCCUUUACCUAAACUUGAGUUCCAACAAUUUUUAUGGAGAGAUCCCACAAACGAUCGGCAACCUCACUAACCUUCAGAGGCUAGAUUUGUCCAAUAACCAUCUGACUGGUGAAAUUCCUGCGUCAUUGCAGACCCUUCACUUCCUUUCAGAGUUCAACAUUUCUAACAACGACCUAGAAGGACCUAUUCCAACAACAGGCCAGCUGAGUACAUUUCAAGCUUCUACUUUUAAUGGGAACCCAAAGCUAUGCAGCUCUCUGCUUUUGAACCAUUGUGAUUUAGUUGAAGCACCUCCCAUCUCCAUCAUCUCUGCAAAACAAUGCAGCAAUAAGGUCAUCUUUGUAAUUGCCUUUGGUGUGUUCUUUGCGGUAGGAGUGCUAUAUGACCAGUUAGUAUUAUUCAGAUAUUUUGGCUAAGCGGCUUAGCCCACUUCACUGUAAUCUGAUCAAGUAUGCAAUGGUCUGGU
This is a messenger RNA of Hordeum vulgare subsp. vulgare (domesticated barley), 2275 nucleotides long. RefSeq names its product tyrosine-sulfated glycopeptide receptor 1-like. The record is from RefSeq and is a predicted model, not a curated record. The transcript has a single exon. NCBI's taxonomy places the organism in Eukaryota, Viridiplantae, Streptophyta, Magnoliopsida, Poales, Poaceae. The coding region runs from base 87 to 2225 and encodes 712 amino acids. Gene Ontology annotation, molecular function: protein binding.